Molecule: messenger RNA, 2199 nt
Organism: Durusdinium trenchii
Lineage: Eukaryota; Dinophyceae; Suessiales; Symbiodiniaceae
Source: the annotation of a GenBank genome assembly
AUGCUCAACAAAACAAUGACCAAUGCCGAGAUUGCAGCGCUGUACUUGGACAACGUGGCGGACACCGUCAACGAUGAGGAGCCCCGGUCUGACGGAGCAACCAUACAGAGAGCCUGCAUUGUGUACGAAAAGGUCCUAGCCAAUGAUGUUGUGGCCAAUUGCAUUCAAUGGUCUGAGAAAGAGUUUGGGGCUGCCUCGCCCUGGAAUUCAAUUGCCAAACUCAACGACAUCCAGGCAAAGUGCAAACAAACAGCCAAAUUGGAGUUCUUCUUUGAGACAGUCACAGAGGCGAUCCGCAUGGGGCACAUUGAAUGCGGUGACCUUUCGGCCUCGAAGCUCAAGAAGAACAUGCUGGACAUUGCGCUAAUGAAGAAGCAGCUCAAGGACUACUUGACCGGCAGAUGGUUGGACUCACGCCAGUUUGAUUCCGACCACAAGGCGGCAGCAAGGAAAAUCUUUGCUUCUGCGAGCAGCUACAGAGAGAAGUUCGUUGACAGCGAACGGACGUGGAUGUCGCAGUGGCCUCCAUCAGCAAGCAAGAUGAUGGACCUGUUCGAGUACUGCUACACAUUUGACAGCAGCGAACUUCCGCAAGUCAAAGCUGCCAUCAAGGCUGGCAAGACCGCGCAAGAAAUGAUCGAAGAAUACCAGCCAUACAAAACGAUGAUUGAGGAAAUCAACCAAGCACUCACCACUGAGUCAACAUUGCUGGAUGUGACCCACACGGAAGAAGCAGCCCCUGCACAAGCGGCUACAGAACCAGCCCCUGCAGAUGCAACGCAGCCGCUGACCGUGCAUGAUGAGGGCGUGAAGCUCCAUGAGGUAGGUGAUUGCUGGUUGUCGCUUUGCGAGCGAACCAUCGCAAAGCACUGUUGCCUAAUCGUUGACAAGGGCAUGUCACAAUCACAGUUGGCAUUGGAGAAAUUCUCGCUAUCAACAGUGAGGGGGAACACUUCAGGAAAUUGCCUGAUUGUGUUUGACGCGAAUGUCUUCGGGGAGGCCAUUACUGCGCCUCACAUCCGCCGAGCUCCGCUCCAGUCGACAGCAGUAACAAAGGUGUUCAAGGCCAUUUCCAAGGUGAGGGAAGUUGAUCAGCCAGGCCUCCUACCCCCAGGAGACAUAUUGGUGAUCGUUGACGGAGGACGCAAGAGCGUGGGGACUCUCCUCAACUUGUUUGGGAUGCACAAGGAUCGCAAAGCCUUUGAUAAAGGCCGCAAAGAAAAGGAUGGGAAGACUCUUUACAGGCAGAUCACCCUCACGUUCACUGAGGACAGCGUUGAGCGCAGAAAAUUCAGGAAGAAGACCAAAAGCUCAUACCUGGAAUGCAGCCAGGUGGCACACGUUUACUACAAUGGGGGCUCGACCAUUGCGCCCAAAAAGAAUGUGCACUUUGCCGGGACCAACAUGGGAGAUGUUCUUGGCCCGAUCGAUUUGCCUGCUCUUCAGAAUCUUCCAAAGUUGAAAGUCAAGGACAAGAAGGAGUUCUGGGGUACUCGCCGCCGUGCGGUGGGAGGCAAGACCGGGUCAGAUUCUGAUUCAGAGGGGUCUGAAUCAGAAGGUGAGGAUGAGGAGGCCGAGGCGGCCACGACCAUCGGCGACUUGACAACUCUGCCAGGUGUUGGGGCUGGACGAGGGGCGAAAGGUUUGAGCGAUGAGAUUGUCCAGCCCGUGAGCUAUCAUCAGCUUCCAUCAACUGUGAUGGAAAGCUUCAUGCACAGCUAUUCAGCCAUCAACACCAUCGAUAUGACUCCUGGAACCGGAGAUGCCGCAAUCAGCGCAGUGUUGAUGAAUUCGGGCUAUGUUGGCGUAUGCCACAGUGAAGCACAGAAGGAAUUCAUCUUGGUUCGGCUCAAGAAGGCUCUGCUGGAAGCUAUGAAGGAUCCUCGGAGCAAGGUGUACGCUCCAGCGUAUGCCAGCCAGAUGGAACAGCAGAAUGAGGCCAAGCGCCAGGCAGAGACAAAGGAUCCGAACCCUGCUGCAAAGAGCAAGGCCAAGACUGCGCCCAAGCCGAUCAAGCCCCCUGCCAAGGACGACCCGAACACCGAUCCUCAGGCAAAAGUCAAGGCCGGCAAGCCGACUGAUGCGGCGGGCAAGCCUAAGGCAAAGCCCAAGUCGCAGCCGGCCGAUCUUUCCGAGAAGUUGAAGGAGCUGCUGGCCAAGAGCAAAGGAGCGGGAGCCGGAGGCCCUGAUGCGGCCUGA